UUAACGUUUAAACCGAAGUUAUAUAAAUAUGUUGUUAUAAUGUAUGUUACAGGUUUAGUGUAACAAGUAUAUAUAGAUAUUUGGUGAUCGAAAGACAAAGGAAAGAUUUAUCAUGAAUGUAGAUCAUGAAGUAAAACUGCUGGUGGAAGAAAUUAAAAGGCUUGGCAAACAAAAUGCUGACGGUCAAUUUGUUGUCACAUUUGGCGUUCUGUUCUCGGACGACAGAUGCGCCAAUAUAUUUGAAGCGCUCGUUGGGACAUUGAGGGCGGCUAAACGUAAGAAGAUAGUGACGUACACUGGCGAACUUUUACUACAAGGCGUACAUGAUAAUGUGGAAGUUAUUUUGCUCAAAGAUGAAUAAUUGAUCAAGGGCUAUAUAUGGAGAUUUAAAGCUAGACCCACACAUUAGUGAGGCUGCAAUAAGGAUUAUUAUUUUCCCGUUAGUUUUCUGCAAACUGCGAUCGUUUUUUUUCAAUUAAUUUACGUAAAUUUUUUUUGAAAUAUUUUUUUAACUUUGUAACUCUGGAAAUGUUACAAAUCAUCUUCCAACUAGAGCAGUAUUAUGUGAAUAUAAUCUGUACUCAAUAUAACCAUUAUUGACAAUUGUACUGCAUUCCACGUUUGCUUUUUGAAACAUUAAACUUGUUUGUAUUUCUCCGAAAU
Messenger RNA from Ciona intestinalis (vase tunicate), 663 nucleotides. Its product is annotated as costars family protein ABRACL-like. NCBI's taxonomy places the organism in Eukaryota, Metazoa, Chordata, Ascidiacea, Phlebobranchia, Cionidae. The record is from RefSeq and is a predicted model, not a curated record. Gene Ontology annotation, biological process: regulation of actin filament-based process.